CUGUGUCACGCGGCGUGUUGUCGCGUGUUGCCACAUCACCAUCGUACCCAAGCGCAUUUCGAAGCGUGUCCCCCGCGGUGUGUAGAUCGCGCUCGCGCCGAUCGCAGGCAAGAUCGUCAGCCACUUCGUAACAGCCGCGAUUAUACGUGGAAAGGAAAACGUGAGAGAGCCCUGGGUCACCUGUCUCUGCCCCGCGUACGCCAGUCAAUAUGACGACUCGUCAUUCCUGAGUUCGCAGUUCUCCUCACAAGAGAGAAAGAGAGAGAGAGAAAGAGAAAGAGAGAGUGAGAAAAACUCCUUUCUUUUUUCCUCCCAAACGUACCACGAGGAACGAUAAAUUGCGGAGUCACGAGUACAGCUGCUAUCGAACCCUCGACCUAAGAAAGCGCACGUGCUGAUCACUGGAACGAGCGCACCGUCGUCGAUCGCACCGAUCUUCCUGUUCGAGGGCCAUCGCGCGGCAUCAUGAGUGCACCUCAGGCACCAGUGAAACUGCGCAACGGGGUGGUGAAGCAGGUGACAUCGGGAGAUACCGUUGUCAUCCGUGGACAACCUAUGGGCGGUCCUCCACCUGAAAUGACAAUCACUCUGUGCAACAUUACUGCUCCAAAAUUGGAACGCUGGAAAGGAAAUGACAGCAUGGAUGAGACCAAAGAUGAACCGUAUGCUUGGGAAGCAAGAGAGUUCCUACGUCGAAAGUUGAUUGGCCAAGAUGUUACUUUCGCAACUGAAAAGUCGAUUAACACUGCUAGAACAUAUGGAACUGUCUGGUUAGGAAAAGACAGGAAUGGUGAGAACGUAAUUGAUACUUUGGUGUCCGAGGGUUUGGUGACCGUUAAGAAGGACAAUCGCAAUCCUACGGCUGAACAACAACGGUUGAUUGAACUGGAGAAUAUAGCGAAACUCGCAAAGAAAGGAAAGUGGUCGGAUUCACCGACUUCCGAGCAUAUACGGGACAUCAAGUGGACUGUCGACGAUCCUCGGAAAUUGGUUGAGAAAUUCAGCAAAAAGCCAAUCAAAGCAGUAAUUGAGUUUGUCUUCGACGGCUCUACUGUGAAGGCUUUCCUCUUGCCUGAUUUUUACAAUAUAACGCUGAUGAUCUCGGGUGUUCGCUGUCCUGGCUGGCCGAAUGGUCGUCGCGAGAAUUCCGUGGGCGAUCCUUAUGCGGACGAAGCUAGAUACUUUGUGGAAUCGCGGCUCUUACAUAGGGACGUCGAAAUAGUGCUGGAGUCGGUCAACAAUAAUAAUUUCAUUGGCAGCGUUAUUCAUCCUAAGGGAAACAUCGCUGAAAUUCUGCUGAGCGAGGGUUUCGCGAAAUGUCAGGAUUGGUCGAUCAGCAACAGUAGAUCCGGCGCGGAAAAGCUGUACCUCGCUGAGAAAGCCGCGAAGGAGGCACAUUUGCGAUUGUGGAAAGAUUACAAACCCUCCGGGCCACAGAUCGAGUUUACCGGCACCGUUGUGGAAAUUGUUAAUGCGGAUGCGCUUAUUGUUCGGACUCAGAACGGGGAAAACAAGAAAGUAUUUUUGGGUAGUAUUCGACCGCCCACCCGUGAAAAGAAGAACGAGGACAGCAAUAAUACUACUCGAUCGAAAGAUUUCAGACCUCUUUAUGAUAUACCGUGGAUGUUGGAAGCGCGAGAAUUUUUACGCGAAAAAUUCAUCAGGAAAAACGUAAAAGUGGUAGUCGAUUAUACGCAUUAUUACCCUGCUAGGGAUAAUUUCCCAGAGAAGUUAUGUUGCACCGUAACUUGCGGCAAAACGAAUGUUGCAGAAGCACUGGUUGGUCGAGGUCUUGCGCGAGUAAUCAAGUACAGGCAGAAUGACGAUCAGCGUUCCUCUCAGUACAAUCUCCUGCAAGUGGCUGAAAGUAAGGCAGAAAAAUCGCAACACGGACUGCACGCAAAGAAAGACAUUCCAGUUCACAGAAUAGUGGAUCUCUCGAACGAUCCCUCGAAAGCAAAAGCAUUCUUGACUUCGCUUAAACGAGCGCAGGGAAUCAGAGCGGUCGUCGAGUUUGUGACGAGUGGCUCGCGACUGAAACUCUAUCUUCCCAAGGAAGACUACAUUAUCACAUUCGUGCUGGCUGGAAUAAGAACUCCGCGUUGUCAGAGAACAUUGCCCGGCGGUGGUGUGAUGAAAGCCGACGAGUACGGCGAGAAAGCUCUCGCUUUUACUAAGGAACACUGUUUCCAACGAGAUGUGGAGAUCAAGAUAGAGAACACGGAAACAAAGUUGAGCGGUUUUAUUGGUUGGUUAACGGUGAACGAUGUCAAUAUGUCUGUUGCUCUGGUUGAAGAAGGUCUGGCUGAGGUUGUAAAUUUUCCGGACUCUGGAGAACUCACCAAAACUCUCAAAGCCGCAGAGGAACGUGCAAAAGCGAAAAAGCUUAAUAUCUGGAAGAAUCGCGUGGAAGCGCCAGUAGAAACCGAUAAGAUUGUGGAUGAAAAGGAGGGGCAAGAGCGGAAGAUCGAUUACCAAAAGGUUGUGAUUUCUGAAGUUACUGACGAUCUUCAUUUCUACGCCCAGUUUGUCGAUCAGGGUAGCUUGUUGGAGAGUAUGCUUCAACAAUUACGUCAGGAAUUAGCCGCCAAUCCGCCACUUCCUGGCGCUUAUAAACCGACCAGGGGAGAUCUAGCGGUCGCGAAAUUCAGCGGUGACGAUCAAUGGUACCGCGUGAAAACGGAAAAGGUUUCCGGUACCAAUGUCAGUGUAUUCUACAUCGAUUAUGGCAACAGGGAGACCCUUAAUGUUACGCGAGUUGCCGAUCUACCUGCGCGUUUUGCAACUGAUAAACCAUACGCUCACGAAUAUGCACUUGCAUGCGUGACCCUUCCGAGUGACACGGAUGACAAGAGAGCGGCGGUGGAUGCGUUUAAGGAAGAUGUUUUGGAUAAAAUUUUGCUCCUAAAUAUCGAAUACAAGCUAAGCAACAACGUAAUUGCCGUGACUCUGAUGCAUCCCAGUACAAAUGAAGAUAUCGGGAAGGGUAUUAUUUCUGACGGAUUCUUACAUGUUCAAAAGCAUCGAGAUAGAAGACUUACUAAAUUGAUCGAGGAAUACAAGAAAGCCGAGGAGGAUGCAAAGCACAAUCAUCGUAAUAUCUGGAUGUACGGAGACGUAAGGCCAGAAGACGAUGACAAAGAAUUCGGGUUGUAAUUCAUAAUGAAUGCUCAAUAAUUUGGGAUAAGCAUUAUCAAUAUGGGGGAAAAGAAAAGACAAGAUCGUGUUAUAAAAAAAAACACAAUAUAAUAAACAACAGAAUAUACGAAUCUAUGUAUCGCUGCAUAGAUAAAAAAAUAACAAUGAUGAAUGUCGAUAUGAGAGCUACAUGUCGCGUUAGUCUCAAUGCAAUUAUAUAUCUCAGUAUAUAAAAAGACAAUUGUACAUAACGAUUUUAAUAAUUUCUGUAAUACAAUGAAAGGAGCGCAUGCAGUCCUUGAAUGAGACUAUGCAGCCUUUGGCCGGCAUUGCAUGUAUUCUCAUCGACAUGAACAUUUGUUAUUAAUUUGGUGCCACAAAUACAAAUUGUUUGAGGACCUGAUAUUUUCAAUCCGAUAUGAAAUUUUCAAUGUGCAAUUCAUCACGUUAGAUACACCAAUCAUGUUAUAUAUAUUAAUUGCUUUUCCUAUGGAUAAACAACAAUCAUGUUAACUAAUGUACGUGCUACUCUUUUCAAGUUUUUAUAUGCAAGGAUGAUCAUGUAGCUGUAGAAUUUGUAAUUGCAAAUUUAAUCGGACAGUGAUAGUUAAACCGAGAUAAGGAAAAUUCAUAUCAAUAGAAUAUCAGAGUAUUUUCAAUUAAAAUGACAUCGGCUUCUUUGGAUAAUACAUUUUUCAACUUUUUCAAAGUGGCACGUGUGCGCGCGCGAAUUCAGCAUAAUACAAAAAGUGGGGGAUAUACAGUAAUAAUAAUGUGAAGGAAGAUACUAAUAAAUCGUACUGUCUUUCUUGCCAUCUCUUUCCAGAUGAAUUCACGUUAUUCAUGUACGUUAUAUAUGGAUAAACAAGUUUGAUAUAUUAAUGUACUUACAAGAAAUUAUUUAUGCACAGUUGUCCUACAAAUCAGUCCUACAAAUUGCAGUACAACAAAUAUAAAAUUUUAAAUAUUCAAAAUAUAUUUACGAUAAACGAAUGUUAUCUACUGUGUGUUCGGGAGAAGUAACUCGCAAUAUUCUGUGAUACAAAGAAUAUAUGUAUGUAGAUUCUAUGCACCACAGAACAAACUUGCAUGUUUAUUUUAUCAGAAUUAC
This is a messenger RNA of Mycetomoellerius zeteki, 4249 nucleotides long. It is a transcript of the gene Tudor-SN, whose product is annotated as staphylococcal nuclease domain-containing protein 1. Gene Ontology annotation, biological process: regulatory ncRNA-mediated gene silencing; mRNA catabolic process. The record is from RefSeq and is a predicted model, not a curated record. The transcript is spliced from 9 exons. Gene Ontology annotation, molecular function: nuclease activity; RNA binding. Lineage: Eukaryota; Metazoa; Arthropoda; Insecta; Hymenoptera; Formicidae. Gene Ontology annotation, cellular component: cytosol; nucleus; RNAi effector complex. Bases 466 to 3156 code for a protein of 896 amino acids.